Messenger RNA from Paramecium pentaurelia, 2063 nucleotides. The record is from the annotation of a GenBank genome assembly. NCBI's taxonomy places the organism in Eukaryota, Ciliophora, Oligohymenophorea, Peniculida, Parameciidae.
AUGAUUAAUUCACAAUCUUCUGGUAUUAAGAAUACUUUAGGAGGAUCAAAACGAUAUGUGUCCCCAUAUGAGAGAUUUUAGAAUUAGGAGAGUGAUGGAGUAAUAAUAUUAAAUUUAUGUUAAUAUAGAGAAAAUUACAAUAAUAAAUUGGAAAUUAAGUUAAAUCAAGAAUGGUUAAUAUAGAUAAUUCUGAAUAAGUAAGUGUAUUAGGUGACAACAAUAAUCCAAACAAACUAUCUAAUUUGUCUUAAUUUGCUUAAUUCAUGUAUAUACCUUGUUAGAGUCAUCCAGAAUUUUUUAUAACAACUUUAUGUUAAGAAUAAGUAUAACUUAUUUAAAUUAGAAUUGUGUAGAGCCAUUAUGUGCAGAAUGCAUAACAAAUCAUUUGGAAUAGCAUUAGAAAAAAGGGAAAUAGCCUAAAUUUGAGAAUAUAUUGAGAGUGAGGAAAGAUCAGAUUUGCAAGAUAGAUGACUUAUUAAAAUAAUUAUAAAUAAAGUUGAAGGAAGCGAAGACAUAUUUUAAUGAAACACCAUAAAUGAUAUAUAAUAAUGCAUAAGAGUAGGUCAAAUUGAUACAUGGUUAAAUAUCAGAUAUGAUAAAUGAUUACUUUUAAGGUUUAUAAAGAGAAUUAAAUGAGUAUAAUUAAGAUGAACAAAUGAAAUAAAUGAAUUUGGUUGAGGAAGAGAUAAUUUAAUAAUAGAAUGAACUAUUAAAAUUAUAAGAGGAUUUACAAAAUGAUAAUUAUAUAAAGGCAAUUACUUAAAUUUUUAUUAAUAAAGAACAGAUAUAUAGUGAAAAGAAUAUAUAUAAAUUAGAUAAAAUGGUUAAGGAUUUUAAUUAAAAUAAAGUGGAAGUAAUAUUAGAUAAGAGUAAUUUAGAAUUAUUAUAAACUUAUUGUAAGAAAUUAUGUUAUUUAUUGAAAAGUAAAAAGUAGACUUCAAUUUCUAAUAUAAAGUAAUCAUCAUCUAUUUAAUAAUAAUAAUUUUAAUUUUAAUAGUUUAAAUAACCAUAAGAAGUAGAUUAAAAGGGAAAUUUAUCAUCAUUAGUUCUAUCAAAAUUAGUAUCUUCAGACAUACCUCCUAUAAUAAAUCCAAUUUCUUUGAUUUCAGAGAAUUUAACAAAUGAAACAGCAAUAUGUAAAUUUAAUUAUAAAAAUCACUUUGAGGAUGGAAAGGAUUAAGUGAUUAUAAGAUUAGAAGAAGGUGGAUUUGCUGCUUAUAUUUAUGAUAUUUAAUCUUAAAAAUAUAGAAUAGAAACUAUAAAUAGUACAAUUAGAAUACCAUUAUGUCAUAAAUUAUAUACAACAUCAUUUGGUAAACAUUUAGUAAUAGGUGGUGUUGAUAAAGAAAAGUCAAGAUUCAAAGCAAUAGCACAUGUUUAUGAAUUUAAUCAUAAUACUCUUUAAUUGACUUUGCAUUCUGAAAUGAUUUUAGCAAGAUCAAUGACAUCAGCUUGUUAAGUGGACAAUUUCUUAUAUGUUGUUGGAGGAUCUUCAACAAAUGAUGAAAAUACAUCAAUAGCCAAAGCAGAGAAAUUAGAUUUAACAACAAGAAAAUGGUAUUCAAUAGAGGAUCCUUUCUAUAAGACAACUGGUUGUGCUUUAGUAUCAAUUGAUUAUAAUACAUUAAUUAAAAUUGGAGGUAAAUGUGAUAUAUUUACACCAUGUAAUUAAAUAGAAUCUUAUGAUAUACAAAAGAAUUUAUGGGUAUUUUAUUAAAUUAAUUAAUUAUAAAGACUAUAAUAGAAUUCAAAUUUAUAUCAUCUGGAUAUUUGAGAUUACCAUUUUAAAGUUGUGCAGUUACUAUUUCUAAAGAUCAAAUAUUAAUAAUUGGUGGAUCAAUUCAUGAUGUAAGAGCUGAUGAAACUUAAGUAAUCAUUAAUAUUAUAAAUAAUAAUAGAUUUUUAAUGUAGAAUAAAAAACUAUACAGAGAUCAUCUUAAUUACCAAAUUCAAUUGAUUUUCCUACUUAAACAGCCAUUAUUUAAUACAAUAGUAUAUAUAUAUUAACUGAAAAUGAAUAACCUUUAUUAUAUGGUAAUUAAGAUGGAUUUAAAUAUUAAUGA